AUGUCACCUGAUCGUGCUUCGGUGCACUCGCCGGUGGAGACGAUUGCGCAGUCCAAGAACCUGGCGUCUGCUAUUGAUCCGACGCCGGAGAAGAGUGCGCCGCCUGUGGCUGUGGCGGGCAAGCCGAGGAGAGACGUGGCACGGGGCAUUGCACAAAGCAGCUCGUCCGCGUCCACGCGGAAGCGCAUGAUCUCCUUCUCCCCUGAGCGUGCUCCGCGGCCGGAGAACAGAGCGCUGGCGUUGAAGAAGCUGGAGAAGAACCUCAAGACCAACGAGAAGCUCCAGCAACGCUUGGAAGCGCCAACGCCCGUGAAAGCGUCUGCGCCGUCACGAAUGUCGUCCCCUGCUGCAGCAACCCCGGUGCGACGACCUAUUAACUUUGCGAGCCCUCAGGUACGCCGGCCGAUGACGUUCCAGAGUCCUCAGGCACGACGACCAAUGACGUUUGCAAGUCCACCGCCCCGAAGACCAGUCUAUGAAAGCCCCUUCACGGGUGCAUCUUGCUCGAUCCCGCUCAGUCAAACUGAGGAGCUGCAGUAUGAUUCACCAGACGAAGAGCAAACCGAAGAGAAAGCUGAAACCGCGCACUCGAACAACGACCUCAAGACCAGCGUGGUGGUGGAAGACGUUGUUGUUACGGACAAAGCUGAAGGUGUCGAAGCUACAGAAGAAGUUGAUGGCGUCGUCAUGCACUCCCAGGACGAGGUGGGCCUCUCUCAAGAAUCUGUCAGUGUCGCCCACAGCCACGCCGAUGAUCUCGCCCCUCUUUCCCAAGAAAGCAUGACUUCUCUUGCUGAUGUGGAACCAGCUACCGCGCACGCUGACACCUCAUCCAAUUCCUUCACGAGUACUUCCGUGAUCGGAGACGUUGGUUUAUUUAAUUGCGAGACAGACGUGGAGUACACGGGAGGAGUCUACGGUGAAGGAACGGACGGAAAGGUGACUGCUGCUGUGAUCAACGGCCAGAAGGUAGCUCUCAAGCGUGCUAAGCCACACGAAGGGUUCCCUGAGCAUGAGGCGAAGCACCGCGCUGCUCUUGAACUGCACUAUCUACGUCGGGUGCGCCACAUGAAGGGCUUUCUUCAGUGCCUUGGCCUGUGCGAUGCCAUCGAGCACACCUGCAUUGCGCUGGAGGUUAUGGACUGCAAGCUGAGCGACUAUUUAAGAAGAUAUGGCGUGAAUUCAGGGGGCUCCAAGCACCGCCGCUACACGCUGUCGUUUGAUGACACGAAGGCGAUGCUGAAGCAGAUCUGUUUGCCCAUGAUAACGUUGCAUGAAGAUAUCAAUGUCGCUCACGGUGAUCUGGCAUGUCGGAACAUCCUCAUGCGCACUCCCCCAGAGGGCUACGAGCAGAGCUGGGAGCCUGACAUCAAGCUCUCUGACUUCGGUCGUAUCAAGCUCCCGUCGGACGAGCCCAAGAUCCUCGACAGCCCCUUCAGCUUCCACAAGAACUGCGACGUCGGGGCCUUUGGCCGCGAAAUCCUGUACCGGUUGCUGGUAGGAGAGAUCGUGCCAAAAGAGUUUGUCGAAACUCGCAGUCUUCACAAGCUGCUCCAAGACGUGACGAUAACUCAAGUGCCUGAGGCCGCGAAGACGCGUCUCGGUCCAUACUACAACCUGUUCAUGCGCUGUACGGCGUGGGGAGUGCGGCCGACGUUCCGCGAGAUCUACGAGCACCUGGACGACCUGCAGUACUUCGAGACGACGGAGAACGGGCUCUUCCCGUUGAAGCCGACGGACGCGACCUUCAUGUCCCCCGUGGCUGAUGGUUCUAGCCGUCACAAGACGCCGACAUCCAGCGCCUCAAGAGCGCACAAGCGUGAUACCCCGACCAGACGUGGCCACCGUCCGUCCGGCCCAAAGUCGCGACUGUUCUCUUCCAAGGCCGUUAACGAAGCGAACGUCCCGGGCUCGAACAAGCCGGUCAACUGGCUGAAGACGCGCUCGGUUGGCGUCCAGCGCCCCGUAGCGCAACAAACCUUGACGCCGAACUCAGCGCACCCUAUGCUUAUCAAAAAGAAGAGGAAGACGCCACCGUCCGCCGGUGCGGGCGCGUCGCGGCGCUCCCUCCAGAUCCUCAACCAGAUCCAGCAUAGAACCAGUGAAAAGGGCCGCAAGUCGACGUGA
Phytophthora sojae is the source of this 2127-nucleotide messenger RNA. RefSeq lists its product as hypothetical. Gene Ontology annotation, biological process: protein phosphorylation. The transcript has a single exon. The record is from RefSeq and is a predicted model, not a curated record. NCBI's taxonomy places the organism in Eukaryota, Oomycota, Peronosporomycetes, Peronosporales, Peronosporaceae. Bases 1 to 2127 code for a protein of 708 amino acids. Gene Ontology annotation, molecular function: ATP binding; protein tyrosine kinase activity.